Messenger RNA from Fusarium graminearum PH-1, 6789 nucleotides. RefSeq lists its product as uncharacterized. The coding region runs from base 1 to 6789 and encodes 2262 amino acids. Lineage: Eukaryota; Fungi; Ascomycota; Sordariomycetes; Hypocreales; Nectriaceae. The transcript has 8 exons. The record is from RefSeq and is a predicted model, not a curated record.
AUGACUAGUCUGACUACUAAGAAACUGUCGAGGAUUUAUUUUAUAAAAGAUGAAGGUGAGGGAGUCGGCCCCCUGCAACUGGCCAAGCGUUAUAACCUGUAUUCUUCGAUUCGAGUCCCCAUGCAUUCACCCGGUCAUUGGCCUAGACGUUUCUACUCCAUGGAUUGUUUGCUGAAAAAGCUGCUUCACUCGGCUGUGAUUCUCGAAUGUACCUUUUUGCUUUACUGCAUAUCCAGCCUGGACCAAGGGGUCAUCGGUAUUUUCGUCUGGUUAAGCAAUUUCCCUAAAAUCACUUGCAUCCAUCUGAGAAAUCUACGUACCUUUAGCAUCAUGGCCGCGAGGCUGAAAAGUCAAGGCCAGCAGCGGCAGGAGCGAUCUCUAUCGCUUGACGAAGCCCUCUACAACCAUCUUGCUCUCCCCCCUCACCUUCCUCACAGGCAGGAUUCAAACCUGACCGGCAUAGAAAAUGCCCUUACAGAUCGUCUGCUUGCAUCUGUAAAGCAUCUUCAAAGCCUUCCCAACAAUGGACACAGCACCAUGUGGGACUCCGUCCGACGUGGCGUGGAAACCACCAAGAGUAUCCACAUCGGAGGUCAUGUCGACCGCACUGCCCUUGCAAGAGAACUGAGCGGCCUCGGAGACUCGGAUUUUUUGGCCGUUUAUGUAUCAAGUCAGAAUUGUGCACUCUACAUCCGUCGAUCCCUUGAUCCGGUCCUUGGUGCCUCAGUAGUUUUCGAGGCCUUCGAAACUUCAGCUCGCAACGAAGAUGUUCUAGCGACCGAUAACGCUCUUCAGUGGGACUUCCCUGGUUGUGCAGUGGCUAUUCCGCUUGACACUUUCCACGAGAAUGGCUUCGUUUCACACCUUGCCAAUUUCCUCGACAAUGCAUCUCGCGAAACUCUAUCAGAGUUCUCCGCCCAUGCACUCAAAGCCGGAGCUUCGAUGCCCGAGUAUCGGAAUGCUUCUGAGCCCGCUCUCAUAUCCUCCAUGCUCAUGGGAAUCCUCCAACAGAGUGGCCGCCGACUUGCACCAACCCUUUUGCAGAAGAUGGUGCGAGAUGAUGUCCUAUGGAGGAAUGCCGAAAAGCCUUGGAGACGACUCCCGUACUGGCUUGUGUUGCGUGUCGCCAUGUCCCGCUACCUUGCCCAACGCCUUGGAGGCGAGAUUGGCCGUAUCGAGUACAAGUUUUUGCUGGCGCACCUCCUUAGCGAGUUCCUCAGCCAUAUACAGCGAACGAACAUUGGUAUAGAUCGAUUAGACUUCCUCAAGAAAAAGAUCUGCAGACGUCUAGUCAAGCUGGAUCUUGACAACGAGAGGGCCCAAGACCCUAGUACAACUGACAGGGUCGAGUAUCUGUUUUCACGUCUCAGCCCAGGCAUUCAGAAUGCAGUCUCAAAGGCAAACCAGUUCAUCGAGGCUACCUGGAAGCAACAAAAACUUGCCAUGACCAAGACUAUCCCCGUUCUUCCAAAACAAGCAACUUUUGAAGAUACACGGGUGGACUUGAAGAUCAGUGGACAGUAUUUGUACAAGAUUUGGCAAGGGUUCUCUCGACCUGUCAGACUUGGACUAAAACAACAGAACACCGUCAGUGUUGCACAGGCUGCCAAGCAACACCUGAUCUCGUUCGCUCGCGAGCAUUUCAAGUUGAUAGAAAAAGAGAUGUCUUACAACAAAUUCUGUGACGACUGCGGUCCUUUCCCCCGCCUAACGAUUGAAACGGCAAGCACUUUCAUCAGGGAAUAUCUACCACAAGCCUCCGUUUAUGUGGACAUUCCUGAGCUCAAAAGCACAAUGAUCCUAAACAUCAUGGAUCUUUGGGUUACCAUGGACAAGGCCGCAUGUUCACUUUAUUCUAUCCUGGGAGAAUUCCAUCCUCUUUUCCGUCCAGAGAUGAUUGAUGUUUUAAUCCUCCCUACGGUAGCUGAGAUGAAGCGACUCCAAAGGGUCCAAGUCUAUCUUCAAGAUCGUAUUGCUUCAUGCAGAGGGUCGACCGUGAGCAUCUUUGAUGAUCCGGUUCGUGGGUCUUUUGCACAUCGUUUCUAUGACUCGUCCGACAUGUCUGAUGAGAUGAAGGACUUACAUGAGUCAAUCGAAACUUGGGCCACGAGUGUGCGCACUAAUAAGGAGAAGGAGUGGAAAACCAAGACCGAAGAAUACGCUCGAUUAUCAAAAAGUGUGGAUGAGAGCACUUGUUUGUACUUGGUCAAUGAUAACGACCCAUUCGCUUUGCCUGUACACGAUGACCACAACUGCCGUCGGUGCUUCUUGAAGCGCGCGAUGAACAGAAUUCAGAUACAGGCCUACGAACAUCCUCUGCCUUCCGAUCCAUUUGUCGCAAAGGCUGUGAUUUUUGAGCUCCUCUGUCCCCAGACUUUGGCGACAUAUCGAGAUGUAACUUGGACCAUCAUGUCGCACCUGGCUAUGCCAGCGGAGGAAGGUAUUGAACCAAAGUGUUGGGCUCGGGGAUAUCAGCAAUUGCAUCAAUUUUCCAACAACUCAUCCAUGAGUUGCUCUCUGGCAUCCGUCACCAAGCCAUUUCUCACAACACAUUAUGCCACUUUGAGAUUCCCUGUGGAAUGGGAUGAUGGUCGAUCAGGGGUUUGUCGACCAAACGGACUGAAGCUGACCUAUUGUGAUGAUCGCUCGAAGCGGUGGCCUAGUCGCCGAGGCCACCUCAGCUUCUUACAACAUGUAAAGUUUCAGAUCCCUCGCUCACCACAAUCCACUUUCUCUCAGAUCAUACAAGACACCUCCGCUAAGAGUGUCUAUGGAGCCUCAUCCUACGAGAUCAUGGCAACAGCAUUGAGAUGUCCCCAGGGAACCAAUGUGCAUGAGUACCUUGCAUUUCAGACAGUUGCUUCAGGCAAGUCUAGGCGUUGGUUGUCGAUCCUCACGGAGCUGGCGUCUGCCAACUUGAACUUUUCUAAUGAGGCAACUGUUAUGCUUCUGUGUCAUCUGGCUAUCCAGUGUGGCCCCUUGGACAGUACCGGAAGUGCUUUCAGACUUAUUCACGAAGUGUUCCGUGACCCGAACUUCUGUAUGAGGUUCCUCGAACAGCUCUCAUUUCGCCUCGACAGUCUGUCUGCCAACUGGAGAGAAACCCAUCUGAUGGAGCUGAUCAUCACUUUCACGAUACGCACCUUGGACUUCGCAUGGGAAGCCAAUAUGCCUAGCAUCGCCGAUGGCGCAAUUUCUCUCCUCUUGCGAGCAAGAGCUACCUGCGUCCGCUGGUUCAAACUUCUCCGUGCCGAAUCUUACAAGUUUGUGGACGCUGAAACAGCCCAGCGAUUUCAGCAAUAUGCCUUGUGGGCUGCCAUUUUGUGCAAGCGCACAUUUACUCCUCUGGCACAUGGACCACUGGGACUGGAUGGCACGGCUCUCGAGAUUUACAUUCAAAGCAGCAUUAUGCUGAACGACAAUCUUGUAGUCAAACUAGAAGCUCUACCACAGGUCCUCCAACAUGCCAUCAUUCGGGAUAUUCGGCUUUCAUACCGUCUUUCUGAGUUGGUAUCCGAAUCUAUCCUUCAUAAUCCCGAGGCCUUCCGCCUUUCGCUUCGGGAAAUGUGGCCAGAAGAGGAGGGAUGCGCUAGGACGUUCAAUGAACUGAAACUGGAGCCCGAAGCGCCUCGUUGGAUCUCUUGCCGCACCAGAGUAGGCGAGGCUCUUGAUACUGUGGACCAGAUGGUCUUCUAUAACUUUGUGCAAGGGACCUUGCUCGUGGACGGUUGUCCGAUGGGGAAACUUCCACAAGACCCAAAUCAUGCAGUCGUAUUGGAGGAGCUUUUUGGAAACCAAUCUCUGAUGACGUACCCGUCAAACCGUCCCAAAAUGCAAUAUCUUCUCUGCUUAAAACCUUUCCGUUACCAAGUUCAUGUCGGCUAUAGCGAAACGGGGGAGCUUCUCGUGAGAGCCUUCCGCAAGCCAUAUUCAUUGCAGCUCAUACCCCGAGAGAAGUUCCGUAAUGGCAUUCAUUCCGACUUACCAGGCCCGUUAGUGGACGAUUGUUUCCACUGGCUUUUGACUAACGAACACAGGAAUCUAAGGAAUGGUGAGGUCUUGAUAACCAGAAAAACGAAGCCCUGGCCGGACAGUGACUUCAGAUCAUUCGUCCUUAGUAUUCAAGAUUCCACCUGUACUAGAAAACGGCUUUACAAGGGGAAACAGGCCAAAGACUACGUGAUCAACACUUACAGUCCGCUGUUCAACCGUGUCACUAGAAUCCUCGACUCUUUUGAGGAUCGUGAUCAGAUUCUAGUGUACCAACCUGAAGGCCGUAACCUUGCCGUUGAACUUCGAAGACUGAACCUUACUUUUCAUACAAACAAGAACCGACUCCUUCAAUCACCUCAACUACAGUGCCAGAUUGACGAAAACCAGGAUGCUGGGACCUGGUACGGCCUACGCAGCAAGCUAGUAUGUACUAGCCUUACCAACCCUAUGCACAGGUCUAUCUUGGUGCCCUUGGGCCACCUGGUUGCGCAGCCGGACGGAUGCCAUGUUACGGUGAGAUUUAAGGCGACAGGAAAGUAUGGUAGGUUCAACAUCAACACGACUUUGGGAAGGAUUGACUGUGCACCGGAGCCUACGCUGGUGUUCACUAAGGCGCUCCUUCAUGCCUGCACCUCGUUUCUUUUGCCAGACCCUUUGACGGGUCGCACUGGAACUGAAGAAGCAAUUCAGUGGCUUCAAGCAGGUAUUUCACAACCAUGGACACCACUCACGCCCCCUUCCAUGGCUGUGUUGCGGAGGAUUGCUCAGUUAACGCCCCAGAGAGUCUAUUACCCCCAAGAACUCAAAGUAAUGCGAACAGAUUACUGGAUUGACGAGUUACCUCUGAGACUACAAAGUUCUGCCUUCCGACCUAUAGUGGACCGGAUCCUAGAGGGUUCUGCAACGUUGGCGAUAUUCGCAACAAAGGACCAAGCUGCCAUUGAACAACCGGAGUUACCUCCUGCUAGUGAGCCACACCUACACGCACGGGUAUUGUUGCGACAAGAAGCUGUUGAAAGAUAUUUGGAAAGUACUUCCAGUCGCGCGCAACCCGUAAAUCGCCACUAUGCGUCUCGAGACCGACCUACUGUCAACAACAUCAUGCAUCGCAACGUGCUCGAGGUUACUCACUUGAUCCGCCAGUGGCCAAAGAACUUCAAGACUACGGAUGGAUUGGCCCAAAUACUCUCACAAGGCGGGACUAUUGGCGGUUUUGUAGCUCCUUUGGAUGCGACCUCUCUCAAUGAGAAGCUGAAGGUUGACAUUCUUCAAUCGUGGGGAUCGCUAGUCCGGUUUGCUCGUGAGGCGGCCGCUGACCGUUACAAGUUGAUGUACCUGCUCGGGCCAAUGUCAUUCCAUCUGGAUGCUAACAUGCCACUUCUGAGAACUUUGGUUGCAUCUGCAGUCUUUGCAGAUCUCAAUGAUCUUGAGCUCCCACAGUGGGAGGAGUUCGAACAUUUUCAACCAAACCAGACGCCACAGCUUGAUUAUGUCCUCCAACUUCUCAAACCCUAUAAAGUCGCCCCGGAAGAGAGUGUUGCCGCGGGACUGGGACAAUACUCAAGUGGCAAGGUUCUGAGAAAGUUGCAAAUCGAGCGAGCUAAACAUGAAUCCAAGGUGGAAGACGACUGCAAGUUCUUCGCCAAUCACCUUCUGAGCCAGUGGCCAUGCUUAGAACCUACUGUAAGUGGCCUGGAACGUUCACUCCUGAUCGAUAUCGGGCCUGCUUUGGAGGCUAUCCGCCCAGAAUGGAGACGACUGUUCAUGAACAGAGACUUAGCCGAACAUGUGAAAGAAGUCCAAGCUAUUCUUGACAGACACACACUGGAUGAGAGGUACGAACCUCCCCCGGUGCCUUCCUCGGAGGAGGUUUACACCGUGAGGAUACGGGGGGGCGAGCUCGUGGACUUGCGUCAACUACUGGCGAAACCGUACCACAUUGUCAAGGCGAUUGCUGGAGAAAACAUCACUCCGACGGAAUGCCGUGGAUCAACAGAACGGCCGUUUCUAAGCGAAAACGACUUUAGCCAACGUUUUGGUAAUUUUGCAUGGAAUAGUAACAGAGGUACAGGUGCAGGAUCUGUUGCCAAUGGACGGAGGUUUGGCAUUGCAAAGACUGGCGCAGAUUUGUUCCCUACAGGCCGUCAAGUCACUGAGUCUGCCGCAAGACUGAGAACGAUUGCUCAGCGCUUGGGCUCAUCUAAGUCGGCAGUCAGACGCCGCUACGCCGAUGACUUCCAGCAAAGCUUGAAUGCAUUUGAGCAGCUUGAUACCUCGCAACGAUUCACUGGCGUUAUGCAGACACGGGAUGCCGCUAUCUCGCUGAGAUCCAAAACUAUCGAAGACGGCUUCUAUGCCAUCAGCUCAGCCUUAAAUGUGCCGAGUCAAGUUUGUUCACAGAGACGCAUCUUCUGGCUUCAGACUGGAAACCUGUGGCCAAUUGUGACAAAAUCAACCUUGCUCUCUUGCCUCGGUUCUGUAGCAUCCCAGGGUUCUCACUUUGGGAGUGGAAUGAAAAAGGCUCUUCUCAACAUGGGGGUCAAUAUCACCAAAUACCAAAGAGAGGUUCGCCUUCAUGAUCUGGCGUUGAAGAAAGUAUCCGGCAGGUACCACGAAGAAGACUCCAACGAGGGCCACUCAAAUUGGAGCCCAGAAGAAUAUCCAGAUUGGCUACUUCUUGAGAUCGAGUCUGAUAUGAUGAUUCGCCCUGUCCAGAUUGAUGUCGCCUUGGCGACAAUUUCGCCCGAGUCCGGAUCCAACUCUGUUCUACAGAUGAAUAUGGGCCAAGGCAAGUAA